Sclerotinia sclerotiorum 1980 UF-70 is the source of this 1692-nucleotide messenger RNA. RefSeq lists its product as hypothetical. The coding region runs from base 1 to 1692 and encodes 563 amino acids. The record is from RefSeq and is a predicted model, not a curated record. The transcript has 2 exons. Gene Ontology annotation, biological process: transmembrane transport; carbohydrate transport. NCBI's taxonomy places the organism in Eukaryota, Fungi, Ascomycota, Leotiomycetes, Helotiales, Sclerotiniaceae. Gene Ontology annotation, molecular function: carbohydrate:proton symporter activity. Gene Ontology annotation, cellular component: membrane.
AUGUCCGCAUCACAGACCCCUGGAUCCCCCAGCGGCAAUUCCCAAAAUGGUUUAGAAACUCCGCCCACAUCUAAACCUUCCCGUUAUCGUCAAAUCAUAGAUGACAUAUCCAUAAAUCGCAACGCAUAUUUCCUCACAGUCGUCGCUUCAUUUGGCGGCAUGUUUUUCGGUUGGGACACCGGACUCAUCGGUGGAAUCCUCACCAUGUCCUCCUUCCAAGAUUCCUUCGGCCUCGACGAAGGAUCCUCCUCUUACACAAAUCUAUCUGGGAAUAUUGUUUCUGUUCUACAAGGAGGAUGUUUCUUUGGCGCUAUGUCGAGUUUCUAUAUUAGUGAUGUGUUUGGACGUAAAAAGGCGUUGCUUGUGGCGGAUUUUUUCUUUCUCGUUGGAUCUAUCAUCCAAACUACGAGCGGGGUUAAUACCACUAGUUUAGGUCAGCUCUAUGUAGGAAGGUUUAUUGGCGGGUUUGGGGUUGGAUUGGUGAGUGCAGUUGUGCCGACUUAUAUUGGGGAGAAUGCGAAUAAGGAGAUUAGAGGAAGAUGCGUGGGAUGCAUGCAACUAUUUAAUGUAACAGGUAUCAUGCUCGCCUACUUCAUUAAUUUUGGCAUGAACAAAAACGUAGCCGGCAAUAAUCCCCUAAAGUGGCGCAUCCCAUUUGCCCUACAAACGCUACCUGGCAUCCUUCUCGGACUCGGGCUCCUUUUCCAGAACGAAAGUCCUAGAUGGCUCAUCGAAAAAGACCAACACGAAAAAGCCCUCCAAGCCCUCUCACACGUGCGUCGUCGUUCCCCAACAGAUCCCCUCAUCCAACGCGAAUACAACGAAAUCAUCGCUGAUUUCCACGGAAAAGAAAGAUUAAUUCUCCUCCGACAAAUGAAACUCACAAUGUCAAACAAAGCUUCAUUUUAUGCCGUCUCUAUGGCUGCUAUACUGCAAUUUUGGCAACAGUGGACGGGAACAAAUAGUAUUAAUUAUUAUUCACCGCAAAUCUUCUCGACGGUGGGUCUUACUGGUACAUCUGCAGGGCUUUUCGCAACGGGAAUUUAUGGUGUCGUGAAGGUGUGUAUUACCGCGCUGGGACUCAUGUUUGCCACAGAGCAAAUCGGAAGGAAGUGGUGUUUAAUCGUUGGAGGGCUCGGACAAGCUUUCGCCAUGUUCUACAUUGGAAUCAAUCAAGCCGUCAAUCCUCCCGUCGAUGGAGCCCCAUUGAACGGAAACUCAAUAUUUGCAAUCAUCUGCGUAUAUCUAUUCGUAGUAUUCUAUUCCUUCGGAUGGGGACCCAUCCCCUUCGUCCUCAGCUCGGAAUGUUCUCCAAACCAUCUCCGCAGUUUCAGCAUGGCGCUUGCUAUUGCCGUGCAAUGGUUAUUUAACUUUAUCAUCUCGAAAAUUACCCCGUAUAUGCUAAGUGGGAUUACUUAUGGCACUUUCUUGCUUUUUGGAGCUUGUUGUUUGUUGAUGACCGUCUAUGCGGUCAUUUGUGUACCGGAGACCAUGAAUGUGCCGUUGGAGAGGAUUCAUACGCUUUUUGAGGGGGAGAUUGUUAAAGGAGCUUUUAUGGAUACGAUACCGAGAUACAGGAGGUCGAAUCAGUUGAGGGAAAUGAGGAGGGAGGAUGAUGAUGGGAUGUUGGGGAAGGGGGAUGGUGAUAAUGUGAUGAGUGUGCAUGUUGAGAGGGUGGAUGGACGGGUUUAA